GUUUGAGUGAUGUGUUGCUGCCGCUGCUGCUGCUGCUGCUGCGGGUACGGCUACGUUGAAGCUGGAGUUUGACUCAAACGGGGCAUCACAAUGUAUUAAGAAGACGUCACCAGCAGGAGAAAUUGGGAAUAUUAAGGGGGCAUCUUACAUGACAGUCUACAUAUGUAUUUCAUCCUCGAUGCUGAUCCAGGAGGUAUACAUCACAGCAUGCUAUUGUGAAGAGGAAACCUAUUAGGGCAGGAUGCAGUCUUCAAACCACCGACUGCGAGAUAUGGAGCAGCACCACCCGCUGCUGUCGGCAGGUGCAGAUGUCGAGACAGGGAGCCUGGCAGCCGGAGUGAUGGUUGGGAGUCCCCACGCGGGCCACACCGCAGGGAACCGCACACUGUGGUUCAUUCAGGACAGCUGUGGUAUGGUGUGUGCAACCAUGACCUGGUUCCUGGUGCUGUACGCUGAAUUCGUGGUGAACUUUGUCAUGCUGCUGCCCGCCAAGAGCUUCUGGUACUCGCUCCUAAAUGGGGCCACCUUCAACUCUCUGGCUGUGCUUGCAUUGGCCUCACAUCUUCGCACCAUGUUGACUGACCCGGGUGCAGUUCCUAAGGGCAAUGCAACCAAGGAGUACAUGGAGAGCUUGCAGCUGAAGCCUGGUGAGGUCAUCUACAAGUGCCCAAAGUGCUGCAGUAUCAAGCCAGAGAGGGCACACCACUGCAGUAUUUGUAAAAGAUGCAUCCGCAAGAUGGAUCACCACUGUCCCUGGGUCAAUAACUGUGUGGGAGAAAAGAAUCAGAGAUUCUUUGUUCUUUUCACUAUGUACAUAGCCUUGAUUUCUGCCCAUGCCCUGGGCCUCAGUGGAAUGCACUUUUUCACCUGUAUUAAAGUCCAGUGGAACGAGUGCAGCGACUUCUCUCCAGGGGUGUCUGUGCUACUCCUGAUCUUCCUCUGUCUCGAAGCCAUCCUCUUCCUCACUUUCACAGCCGUAAUGUUUGGUACGCAGAUCCACUCCAUCUGCAAUGACGAGACGGAGAUUGAACGUCUUAAAAACGAGAAGCCCACGUGGGAGCGUCGCAUGAGAUGGGACGGAAUGAAAGCUGUGUUUGGGGGUCCGCCCUCUCUGCUAUGGUGCAAUCCGUUCACAGGCCUGCGUCUGCGGCGCCUGUUGCUGUUGACCCACGGUCGCCGCAGCGGGUCUGAGUUUUCUGUCUGAGAGCAGGGCAGACUGAUGCAGCUCACCAACACUUGACCGUCUCUAAAGCAAGACUUCCUGUAUGCCCUCCUUGGCAGGGACAAAGGUGGACCUCUGCUCCCUGAGCCUGUCGUUCAGGUGUGGGUGACACGGGGACUGGCUGCCCCAGUGGGGACCCCAGUGCAUCAAUCAGCCACCACUGAAAGUUUGUAUUCUCACUCGUACAUGCUGAUGUAGACCCAACAUCUUUGGUCUGCACGAGUAUGCUGAAUAACUGGAAAUUUGUCUUUAACAUGAGCAGUUGUUUGGUUUGUUUGUGUUUUUAAGUAAAGCAUGCAGUAUGUAACUCAAGUGAGUCAUUUAUCCCUCGUGAGAAUCACCCAAGGUGCUGUUUGGACUCAACUAAUGCACCAUCAGUUCACGACUUCAGCAGUUUGUUUUCUCUGCUGCGCACAUGAGAUUCAAGAUUAGUGUUUGAAAUCUUUUUUUUUUUUUUUUUUGAGGGGAGAUGAGCAACAUAUCUUUCAUCAUCACUGGACCCAGACAAGUGAAUCUAAAUGGGGAAAUGCUUGAAACUGUUGUGCUGGAAACCAGACAAGGGAAUCACAGUGGAGGACAAGCACUGUUCACAUGGCUCUUGAGAAAAAGCCUGGAUAGGGAGCACAGUGGACAUCAGAAAUGGAACUGUGCUGCCUUGAUUUGCAUGUAUGACAGCUCAAUCAGUCGGCAUCUCAGCCAGAAAAUGAGGCUUUCACUAUCUUCAAAUGAAUGAACAGGCUACUGUGAACACAAGCCUCAUUCUUAUUCAAGAGGACUGAGUGGCUUUUCCUAUCUGUUCGUCUCUUUUGUUGUGAUUUUCUUGCCUUGGGCUGAAAUUGUUCAUUCUUUAGGUAACUCAAACCAGUAUAAAUUAAUUUGUCCUGUUUUUUUAAAAAAAAAAAAAAGAAAAAGAAAAAACUUUUAAUUUUCAUCACCCUGAC
Molecule: messenger RNA, 2163 nt
Organism: Toxotes jaculatrix (banded archerfish)
Lineage: Eukaryota; Metazoa; Chordata; Actinopteri; Toxotidae
Gene: zdhhc7
Product: zinc finger DHHC-type palmitoyltransferase 7
Exons: 8
Coding region: 242-1204 (320 amino acids)
Biological process (GO): protein targeting to membrane; peptidyl-L-cysteine S-palmitoylation
Cellular component (GO): Golgi apparatus; endoplasmic reticulum
Molecular function (GO): protein-cysteine S-palmitoyltransferase activity
Source: RefSeq, a predicted model, not a curated record